Messenger RNA from Sphenostylis stenocarpa, 1863 nucleotides. Lineage: Eukaryota; Viridiplantae; Streptophyta; Magnoliopsida; Fabales; Fabaceae. The record is from the annotation of a GenBank genome assembly.
AUGGUUGAAGGGAACAAAAGAGCUUUGGUUGAUUCUGACAGCUUUGAAGACAACAACCGUUUAUAUCCACCUGCUACGCUAAAUCACAUUCACUCACCAGAGCCUGGGGAUUCAACGCAAGCUGCACUUGUCUUUGUGGAUCAGUACCUGUCAUCAAAUGAUGUGGACUUGUUUCAAGGAAUUCAUUGUGGAAAGACUGCUAGGGAGAAAUCACCUCAUGUCCUGAGUGCAAGAGGACCACUAAUUCUGGCUAAGAAAAUUAAAACUCGAACUAACAAUGAAGAAAAAGAAUCUUUCAAAUGGGUUGACAGUUAUGAACAUGACCACCGAGUUGGUAUGUUUGGUAAAAAAAUUGAAGCAUCUUCAAAUUUCGGAAGAUACAAACAAACAUAUACGAGAAAAAGAAAAAAAGGUGGCCAUCUUCAGAGCCAAGGAAACUGUAGUACAAGUAAUAGAUGGGAUGAGAAGUUAGGCCAAGGACCAAGAAUGGAAAUUGAAAAUAAUAACUCUCUCAAGCAAUUGGAUGUUCAACCAAGUUCUAUAAGAGAGAAUGCUAAUGUUUAUUCCAGUGUAACACAUAUAGAGGAGAUGUCUGAUAUUGGUUUGGGCACCCAAAUUGCUGCUGAAGCAAUGAAUGCCUUAUCCUUAAUGCCCCCUUAUGGCUGCCAGUUCAAUGAUCCUCAUCAACCAGAUAAUGCAUUAGAUGGCUCUUUGAGCGAUUGGACAGAGAAUGAAGCUCAUCUGAAAAAUUCUUCAAAUAUUCAGAAUCCUAGUUUACAUUCUACUACAAUAAAAUCAAAUAAGAAAAGUUUAUCUUCCUCCAGAUUUAGUAAAUUAACUUAUAGUUCAUCUUGCAAGCACAGUGACAAGCAGGAGUCAAAUGUUGUCUCAGGCAAAAUGAAAAAAAUGAUGAAAAGCAAGUCAAUUGUUGAGGGGCGGUUUGAAUAUAACAAUAGCUUGCCAAUAUGCAGUAAACAUGUGUCUCUUGAAGAGGUUUGCCCACUGGGAGAGUACACAAGUUUGCAACCUGCUGAAUCCGAACAUUGGAACAACGAGAGUGGACAGCCAAGAAUCAAAGAUCGACCGAGCCAUCAUACAGAGGAGAACAAUAGUGUCAAGGAGAAGAGUAUUAAACACAAGAGAGAGGGGAAUGGUUUAGUGGCUGAUCCGGUGAAGUUGGGUGUUAGGACUAAGCGUCUUAAAUUGAAUCAUCAGACUAAAGUUAGCCCACAGUUAUCUUCAACCUGCAGUUUUUCAAGGACUGGCUCUUGGGUCUAUCCAAAAAGAUCAAGAGGGAAAAGAAAGGGGGCUAAUGUGGGAACUAAUCUCAAUUCACCAACAGUUAUGUGUAUAGAUGGAAAAGAAAACAAUGUCUUCUCCACUAGAAGUGUAGAGUUCCAGGCCAAUGUGGAUAGAUCAUGUUUUCCUCACACACGUCCACUGUACAAAGCUUCAUGUGUUGAUGGCAGAUGCUUGUUACAGGGGAACUUUGUGCCACCAGGCUCAUCUGGUGAUGCAAUAAAGGUAGAAAACUUGCAUGAUAUGCACCCCUUAUUGUUGGCACAUGUUGAAAAAUCAUCAAACGAAAGUGUUGCACAAUCAAGAUCAGGAAUUCAAGCUACACUUGUGGCAAGUCAAGGCAUAAAAGUUUCAAAUGUGAACCAUACAUACACUGAGCAUCACAAAAAGCUGUGUGUAAAAACCCUGCCUAAGUCUUCACUUUUGAAAGAGCUUAUCAGACUAGGAGUUCCGGAGUCCAUGUCAGAUAUGAGACAUCGAAGAGAUAUGACAGAUGUUCGAGUUCUAUUUAGUCAGCAUUUGAAUGACAGUAUCAUUAAGCAGCAAAAAAAGGUUAUCCAUUGA